This is a messenger RNA of Porites evermanni, 23924 nucleotides long. The record is from the annotation of a GenBank genome assembly. NCBI's taxonomy places the organism in Eukaryota, Metazoa, Cnidaria, Anthozoa, Scleractinia, Poritidae.
AUGCGAGAGAUGCUUUUGCAGCAUUUAAAGUUGUUCGUGGGCAUUGUUCAGCUCAUAACUGCUUGUUCUUCACUUUCCAUGAGCGAGUUUUAUCCUUAUGGAGUAGGCAAUGGCGACACUGAACUUCCGGCAAAUGAUGAUGGUAGUUCUGGAGAAAUACCGAUUUCUAUUCUCUUUCCGUAUUUCGAUCGGAACCAUGAUUCACUUUUCGUAAGUACUGUUGUCUCUUUAAUUUGCUGAUUUAAGUAAUUUUUUACAUUGAAGCCUAGCUUCAGCUGUAGCUUCACCCCCUGAACCUCUGAGUCUCCGAUUGUAAGCGUGACGAUUCGAGCUAUAAAUCACGAUCUUUGUUUGUUGAUUGAUUUUUUUAUUUAAAGUUUGGUUUUUAAGCAUCAUUCACAGAGUUAGAUGCAUAUUCUUUUUACUUCCUUAGCAUCCCUGGAUUAUGUUAAAACUUUGAAUUUUUAGUUUAUUCCAUCAAUCUAUAACCGAAAGCGGAAAAAAAAACAUUAACUAAAAGAGUAUCUUGUGCUGCGCCUCAUGCAAAAUGUAGACGAUUAGCAUAAGUUGCUUACACCGAAAAAUUACUUAUUGUGUACGUGAUUACCAUGGCUUAUGAGAUACCCAAAACUAUGUUCUAGAAAACGACUAGCAGACGUAACUACCUUACAAGGUCGUUGUUAGAACAAUUUUUGAACGAACGAUAGGUCUUGCAUAUGUAAUGAUGUUUUUGUCGAAGAGAGGUCACGUUUUUUAUAUUUCACUUGAUUUAUUCAUGCCAUAAUUUUCACAGAAUUAAGACAUUUUUUUGCACACCACUGGUUUUUAAGUUGAUUAUCUUACAGCGCAUGUCACAUAAAUGACACGGUAUACUGUGUGUUUAGAGGUAGCGUGAUCAAAUGGAUUAAUUCAACUGCAUAAUAUCGUAGAUAGGAAUUCAUAGGUAUUGCCACUUUCAUUUGUACACGUGACCCAACACUGGAUUAGCUUCGCGGAAAAAUACAGCAUUUCUAAUUUGUGAUCCAUAAAAAGCUCUAAAAAAACUUGUUUAAACGUACUAACAAAUGGCGCCUUAUAAAACGUAGUUUGGUGAUACACUCAAUAAGAAGUCGAAAGUAAGUAAUGGCCGUUUUAUAUGAGACUGGUGUAGGCAAAAGUCUUUAUUUUGCGUCUCGAGUGGGCUUUUUUCUAUUCAAACAUUUUUUUGUCAAAACUAGCAGAAAAUUUUCCAUAAACCGCCGCUUAUAAGUUCACCCAGUUAUAAGCCCCCCACCCCCCAAGUCAUUGGCACCUGUAAACGAAAAAGUAUACAUCUCAUAUUGUAUGCCCCCUCGCCACCCGGGAUUUAAGACCGGCCCCCCCGGAUUUAAGACCCAUCCAAAUUAUGACGUUUUCAGUGCAGCUUAAUGAAAAGAAAAACAGUGAGUGAAAAACGUAUUGAGAUAAGGGGGAUGAGGGGGGGCGGGGGGGUGGUCAUCCAGACCCUUGGAAAAAAGGGGGGCGGUCUCCAAAACAAUUUUUUUUGGGCCCUUCGGGCCUCAGUUUGGUCUAAAAAUGGGGGGGGGGGGGGGCCCCCUGGGAUCCCCCCGUGGGGUCAACAUGGUAUUAGGUGGUUUUAGUUGUGGGCUUUUAUUUUCUCUGUUUUAGUGCUCUCUAUCAGGAGUUUGUAGGGUGAGGGACAGUGAGAGAAAAAGAAAGAGGGGGGGUGAGGAGGGGGGGGGGGGGGGGGUGGGGGGGGGGGGGGGGGGGGUGGCCGUCAGGGCCCUGGGAAGAAGGGGGGGGGGGUUUCAAAAUAUUUUUUUGGGGGCCGGCGGGGCGUGAGUUGGGGGAAAAAGGGGGGGGGGGGGGGCUCCCCUGGAUCCGCCACUGUGAUCAACAUUGCUAUAGCUUGUUUCGAAUUAGGGCUUUUUCUAUUCCGUUUUUAAGUGGUCCUAGGGCUUAUAAGCUGCAAGCAGUUUAUGGUAUGGGAAUACAUCAGUGUCUUUGGUCUUGAAUUGAAUCUCUCCUCUGUUUGUUCUUCAGGUGAACACUAAUGGGGUAGUGUCAUUUUUAGUAGCAGUAAGUCAAUUCACCCCAGAUCCCUUCCCUCUGGGGGAUCAGCGACGCCUCAUCUCACCAUUCUGGGGCGAUGUGGACACAAGAAAAGGAGGGACUGUCUCCUAUCGGGAGAGUACAGAUACGUUGCUGUUGCAGCGAGCGACUGCUGAUAUUCGCCGGGCGUUCGUAAUUCAUCAAAAGUUUACGGCAACGUGGAUUUUUAUUGUAACCUGGGACAGAGUUGCCUUCUACGGAGCUAGUGGGGGCAUGCAGAGUAAGGUAUGGUCGGUUACACUACUUGAGGUCUUAUGUAUUGAAGAGUCUUCCCACAAGAAAUGAGCUAGUCUGUUCCAGGCUCCAAGAUAGUGGUGUGCCCGACGUGGUUACGCAAAUAUCGACUAACAAGCUUUGCAACUUACAAUUUAUCUCACGCAGACACAGGGUCCAGAGGAGAUGUGUUUGUCGUUAGAACACCAAAACUCGUCGAAAACCUCUGAAAAAAUGGGUUAUUUUGAUCGCGUUACAGUUUCGUUACACAUUCUAUAGACCGCAAACCAAGAGACUGAGGGCUCGCAAGAUCGGCUUACAGUAUAAAAUAAAUAAAUAAAAUAAACUUCGUGCCUCGGUCGCCCUUCGGGCGACGUGCCAUGCGCCAGCGAGGAUAUGGCUUGCGGUUAUUUAUUUUCAAAAGUCGAUCUGGGUCAGAUAAGAAGCGAAGAAAUCGUUUACGGUAGAUUUCUAUAAAGAUCCCAUUGGGCUAAUUAAUCGUGCUAAGCGACAUGUAUAGACAUUUUUCAAGGUGAGACUUUAAAUAAGUAAUUCAUUUAUUCACACGAAACUCCUCUGGACCCUGUGACGCAGAUGAACAAGAGUUUUCACUGGGACACGCUUAUAGAGCGUUUUCAUGCAUAUGACAUCACGGCGGCCAUAUUGGUGUUCCAAAACAUUCCCGUGGGAGUUGAGCUCUUUUCUUAUGUAAACACUUUCUUUUGUUCCAAUAACUUUGCAUAGGCGCUGGACACGUGAGUGAAAAUGCUCCAGAAAGCCGUUUUAGUAUUUAAACGCAUUUUCGUGAAAUUGGGCGUAACCUGGAGAUACCUGUUUUGUCUUCUGUUUUAGGUUAACACCUUUCAAACGAUUUUGGUUACAAAUGGACGCCAUUCCUUUGCAAUAUUUAAUUACAAUCUGAUAAUGUGGACAACUGGUACAGCAAGCGGCGGAAAUUCUGAAGGUUUGGGUGGCACACCUGCCCAGGUGAGAAAACUAUGUCCUCCCUCCUCGUCCCCAGUAUUCGUUUUUGCUCAUACGCGGGUGUUUGUAACCGGCACUUCAGACGAAGCUAAGGGCGCUUUCCAUUUACGAAAAAAACCCGGAAAUUUCGGUGGUAGCAAAAGUGGAAUUUCCGAUUGGUAAAAAGUUGUUCCAUUUGGUCGUAAACCCCGGUACGUGGCGGUGCCCGACCGUAGACCUGGAACUGGUACAAACUACGAGAAACGUAAAUGGAACACGACAUUAGUGGGGACUAAGAUAUGCAAAUGAGUCACUCACUCACUCGUAGUAGACGCACUUCGUAAUUAAUCGGGUCCGAACUCGAGAACGCGAAGAUCUAUCAUUUCCAAAGAAGCACGCGCUCGCCGAAGUUCGGUAGCAUCAAAUUCCUCGCUGCAAGCGUGCAUCGUGCGCUACAGCACGGUUAGGAUAGAGGUCUUACCAAAUUUAAGACAGGCAGGAAUCUUUCAAAUUAGUACGAUUCAAAACCCUUUGACCCGUCCAGGCGUUAAACUUGACAAGAAGAUGAGCAUUUGCUCUUCGACUCCUUCAACUUCGACGCUGGCUUGAUCCCCUACCUUGUAGUACUGUACGUAGUAGGUUAUGUGUAUGAAUGAAUUUAUGGCGGUCAGUAUAAAACACGGACUGCGCACUACGGACUGCGGACUGGGUAUAAAAUACAGACUAUAAAAUACGGACUGGUGAAAUGUAUGGUAAAUAAAGGCGCUUCUUCUUCUUCUUCUUAAGGACUCCCCAAGAUCACGGGGGGAAAUGGCUGUGAGUUUGAGCAUUACCUUUUUAAAAUAACAGCGGAAAUCGAGACAAGAAAACAUAACCUAAUGUUUUGCGUCCUACUUCGCGGAGGAGUUGUGUCGACCAUAGUCUUUCUUUGAUUUGGUUUUCGCGUUUGUUAGCUGAAAGUAUUAGCUGCGAAAUUGAUGAGGAAUUUCCAGAAAAUCGCUUGUGUUGAGGUAAUUUCAGGCAGGAAUCUGGAAAUCGUUGUUUACGUUGAAAUAUGACGCAAGAAAGUGACGUUGUAAUAGGCAUCUCUUAAGGUGGUCCUUAGAGUUUGUGACAGCAGGCUGUGCACGAAGAUAGUAUAUUGUAAACCGAUUACAAAGUCUUAACAUCAGCUGUACCACUAACACCAGUGACAAUUUUCCUUGCGUUUGGUGCAAAUGCAUGGCGUAACCGUGCGGAUCCGGUAUUAAAGACAACGUGUGCGAAUAUUCUCUUGAAUUAAUAAUCCAUGCAGCUUAGGUUUUCAACUUUUCCAUCACAGGCAGGCUUCAAUGCUGGAGAUGGGAUUAGAUUCUUUCAGAUAAAUGGCUCAAGAACCAACGACAUUCUCAAUCUCCCAUCCACUUCAAACGUGGCUCUUCCAGGACAGUGGAUAUUCCGAACUGAUGAGGCUAGUGUUGAAGCUGGAGGAUGCAAUACUAAAGGUGAAGCUUUCUUAAUACAUCGCACAGUGCUUGGAUAUUUCUCUUAGAGGGAUUGAUCUACCACAAGGAACUAUUUUUUAGGGUGAUAAGUCCUUUCUUGGGUAUACUGCGAGCGUCUUUUAUUUUUGUUUUGAACCAUUGUAGAUCGAGAGCAAGCGUGAGGGGCGAGCGGGCGAGGAACGAGCGCGGAAGCCUGAGAGGAGACCUUUUUCCUCUCUCCGCCCCAAUAUCUCCUCCUUUUGUCAUUAAUUUGCAUAGUUUUACUAUUUCACUCGCCGCGCGAGCCCUGAGGAAGGAAGGACGACCACUCACGGUCUAUUUCUUGAAGCACACUUACCAGAAACCGACGCUUCUUGUAUUGAUGUCGAUAUUCUAGGCAAGAGACCAUUUAUUAGGCUCGAUUUCCGCCUUCUCCCAGGUCCGGUCUUUGAUCAUUUUCCCGAACAGGGGCUGGUAAUUGAGCCUACCAUUUUAUAUACUCAGUAUACUCCAUUUCUUAAAACCCUGUUUAUUGUUAUCUUAUUACUACCUUUAUUUACACCAAUAGGUUCUCUGACCAUUUCUCCUCGAUCUGGGAUAAUGCUGGGAGGAACAAACUUGAAAAUGAGUGGACCUUGUUUCAAACAGAAUGACAACAUAGUUGUGCAGUUUGACGGCAACGUCAAUAUCAAUGCAACGUUUGGAACCGAAAUUCAGUCUUCUGUUACCGUGCCUGUUCUAAACAAGACUGGAAGAGUACCCAUCAAAUUGUCUGUGGAUGGUGGGAAUUCCUUUGAUUACAACGGAGUUUACACUUCAGGUAUUUGUCGUUUUAUUCUUUGCUGACUUACGGUAAUGAAUGGAGACUGGGUUGACUGGAUCCAGCGUGGCCUAGCCUCCAGGUUGACACCACAGGUGUGGAGGGGAACAAUAAAGUUUUUUUUUUUUUAUGGGGAGGAUCCGCGGCGAGGUUCAUUCCCGUUUUUGCAAACAAUCCUUUCCUGUGCCUUCUAUUGACAAAUGUACCCGUUUCACAUACCUCUUUUAGAACUUUGCAUUCAUUUAACUGCUAGAGUACACUGCCUAUAAAAUAUGAACAAAUCACAAAACCAGAAUGCUUUCUCGACUUUUCCACGGCCGUAAAAAGCAUAUGUUAGCCCUUUUGGCUAACAUAUUCAUUUUUUUGACCAUUAUGAUACCCUAACAACCUUUCAUAUACUUGGACAAGUGACAUCCCUACUCUUUCAUAAACUUGAAGCCUGAAAAAGGUACCCCUACGGGUGGAGCCUUCCCGUACAGGUCAUCAAGAGAGUACCCCCUUCCCUGCUUGAUUUGACAUUGAAUUUUCUAGUAGCAGUCAUUGAGUGAAAGACUUCCAAGUAUCUCCUCUUCCAUCAUUUCCCUCUGUUUCAGUACCCAUCAAUCGUAAUAUUCCUGAUGUCCAGCGGGAGGACGGUGAUCUAUGGCAAGAGGAUUCUUCGGUAGAUAUCAGCUGGGAUUCCGGCACCAUCGGAGGCAAUGACGAUCAAGUCUCAAUCGAUUUAGCGCGUUAUAAAAUGGGCGAAGAUAGCGUCCCAGAGCUGGAUAGUUUUCACACUGUAGUGGACUCGCAGUUGAAUACUGGUCACAGUCAGUUUGUCGUCACACAAGGCGAGGGAGAUGGGUAAGGGAGGUCGCCAUGGAGAUCUAUCUAAUUACGUUUUUUUUAAACUGUGCAAGGUCUUUUACGACGGAGGAGAAGUCCCGACACAUCUACAUUGGAGAGAAUGUAUUGCAUGCAAUUUCUAGGAUACAAUAUAUGUAAAUCCAUGUUGUUUCUAACAGUACUUCUCAUAAUGUGAGCAGCGUAGUACAUACAGCACUUAACACAAAGAACAUACGACCAUUGUAUCAGAUGGUUGCUUAAAAGAGGUUGAAAAACGAAAAAAUUCCAAAACCAUCAUCCUGAAAAGUGGUUGCGGUCACUUACGAGAGGUGAACGCACAUGGAGGUUCGAAUAUAUUUUUUCAGGUUUCGAAUUCCAGGUGCCAACUUGGCACUUUAUCAAGUAAUUUCUUUCAAAUGUAAUUACCUGCAUGUUUUCUCAGUAACUAGCUCCAGGGGCUCCUUUAGCAUCCCAUCUCCGGAAAAGUCAUGUCCCAGCACUUAUCUGAGCUAAUAUUCUCACCUGUUUUGAUGACGUCAUGCUCUUCCGCACCUUUCAGAUGAGUUUUUUGUGCUGAGAAAAAAACGUAAGACGCUAACUCCCACCAACGGCGUCACCAAGAAAAAGGGAGAAGGCAGGCUUCUGUUUUUUUUUUCGUGGCCUAGCCCUUGCAACAGAGCAGCAAGACAUCCUUUUUUGGAGAAAUCUCGCGAAGUGACAUAGUUCUCCUUCCUCUUUUUGUUUCAGAAACAUCGAAGAUCGUUAUGUUAACCUGGUUCGGAUAUCAAGGAAAGACGGUACAAACAAUGUUUCUCAGGCUCAGUGGGUGUGGAGUGAAUUGUUUGCUUGGAGAAAUGCACCUUGGGCAGAUGAGAGGUGCAAAAUAUGGCAUCAGAAAGAACCUAACCCCGGCGAAUUCAAAGGUACCUUCCACUAUUUCUUGACGAUCAAAUAUGAGUAAUGAUUGUCGUCAAUUUGGCGGCGACCCUUUGGACUAGUUUGGAACCUCAAGACGAACUACAUGCAACAUUUGGUGCUCAAGAGAGAGUAUGCAUCACAAAUGUGGCUUUUUCUUAAUUCCCUCGUCCACUAUCUGCUCGUUUGCUGCGUGCAAAUUUGACAAUCUGCUCCAAGGAAAAACUCGGUUUGACCUUAAUCAUCUUACAAUUUAUACUGGAUGUUGCUUAACUUAAAAUUUUAUGUUAGUUUUUGUGGCGCUUCGAUAGUAUUCGGAACCACCCCCCUCCCCCCCCGCCCAAAAAAGGCGAAAGAAUGGAGGGGGGGCAUGUGAUGAAAGAGAUUCUUUUACUCCUUCCGUAUUUCUGUCUACAGACGAUCCCAGUAUGCAACCCUGUCCUAGGAGUAUAACCCAGGCUAUGGCUGAUCGCGGGCGUUUCAUGUCCGAUGAAGAGUGCAACCCGUCCAAUCGGGAUGGCUGCUCUCGCUUCCACGAAGGUGCCGUUCAUUGCUUUAAAAUGGUCAAUCCAAGGUAAUUCGUUAAGAGAUCAGUAACCUUUCCAGUUUCUUGAAACAUGAACUGCAAAGUUAACAUAUUAGUAAACUGCAAUAUGAAAUUGUUCGUGUUUGUUCACAUAUAAAGCGCCGGCGCUAAUCAAUCCUGGAUACGGAACUGGUGAAAGAUUGUCAACGAAAAAGCUAACGCCGGAGAAAGUGUUUUAAAAUCUUAACUGAUAACGAAGAAAGUUGUUAAAUUUGUUUUCCUUUGUUUUGUUUUGUUUUUUACCUUCCUUUUUUCUUAGAUUAGAUUUUAUUCCUCUCCGUUUAUGUUGCCAUUAAAGAUUUUUUCGUCCUCUCAUCUUCUGUUCUCUACACUCAGUGGUACAUUCUUCUGUUCCUUUUUAGCGCAAAAGGUGCUGGUCAGCAGUGUUGCUAUAACAGCUUUGGUAACUUAAUGAUGGGUAAACCAAAUGCAGGCUCCCUUGAUCGAGUCCAUCCAAAUGCUGGUCUGCCUGUGAUAUCACACUUUUUCCAUGAUUUAGUGCCAUACCAGGAUUGUUGUCGGUUGUCUGAUAGUUGCGACAAGUAUUAUGAGAAGCGGCCGUCGGAUGACGGGUCAAAGUACCAAGCACCAAGACCUGGUAUGUGAGCCAACUCCAGGAAGUAACAUUCCAUUUACUCUCACAAAUGGGGAAAAAAACUCCUAUGUAAAUUAAAGAGCAAUGUACCAUAGCAAAACACUAUCCCAAGUUCAAGUAGUUUUCCAUUCAGACACAGGACCUCGCUUUCCUUAGCAAACUGACAUCCUCGUCGGCUUAUGAAAACCUCGAGUGAAAUGCUCUAGCCAACAAAAUGACUUUGUGUUGUGUUGCGAAGUUCCAAAGCCAUCUGUUUUGGUUUUUUGUGUUUGUUAUGUGAUGCGUUGUUUUCUUUUCGAAAACAUUUUACAAGCCUUUUAUUUUCAAAGGGAAAAGCUGAGUAAUACCGAAGGUCAUGAAAAUCACCUGCUCCUUUCAGGGAUUUUAUCAAGUAUGCAAACUUUCGAUUGGCUGUUUAAUCGGUUGAACCGAAACUUUUGACAAAUAGAAGGCUUCCUCGGUGAGUCAAACGGAAGUCAAAUCGUUGGGUUCAGUUACAACGAGAAUCACGAGUUCCAAUCCCAGUCAACCCUAUUUUGAGGUUUUUAUUUUAUUUGAAGUUAUUUUUUUUAAUCCCAAAUUGAUAAGGACUCUGCAAUGAUAAAAAGUAUCACUCACAAAUGGUAUCUUUUUAACGCUGUAGCCACUGGUUUUGGUGACCCGCAUAUGGUGACCCUAGACGGCACUCCCUUCACAUUCAAUGGCUACGGCGAGUACUUUAUUUUAAAGGUUAGAGGGGUAAACUUUACACUACAGGGACGAAUGGAGCCUCUGAUUGACGACGAUGGAACAAAAACAGAUGCUACUGUUUAUACGGCGUUUGCGGGCAAAGAAUCUGGAUCAGAUACUGUUCAGGUCAGAGAUUAAUCAAUUCUAGACUGAGAACAGAUCAGUUUGGGUCCGUCUCCAGUGCUGAGGACAUUGACUUUCUCUUUUGACCUCCCUCAGUCUGCAGUUUAACUUGGCAUUCGGUUUCCCUCAACCAGCUUUCAUAGCUUUGUCCUUGCUAAAGAACACAUUUUUAAAGAAAUACCAGCAGACUUUUACAGUAACCGAUAGUUAUAAUCAGUACUUAUUCUAUGCACUGCAUCGUGAGUAAAUUACUCAAAAUACUAAGGAGAUCAAGUUGGCCGGCUAAAGAUUUUAUUCAUUUCUCUCAUCUCCAGGUUUCUUUUUUAUUUUCUUCGAAAAACCAAAAUGGAAUCGUAAAAAGCUAGGACUAGGAAUAGCACUUAACCGGCCUUAGCCUGUAGCAAACGAAAAUUCCCUGAAAGAUGACUCAAGGAAAUGCCUGUCAAUGUAAAGAUCUAAGAUUGAACAUUUUUGGAAAAUUUUGAAACUAUUCACUCAUCGCGACGUGAUAGCUGCGACUUUCUAACAGCCUAUUUACGCUCUCUCACACCGCCAUGUUGUUCUGUCUUGCUCAAGCGUCUGAGCUGAAUGAUGACGUCACGAAAAUCUUGAUAUAUUACUUUGAAUCGCAAUGCAUUGUGGGAAGAUAUUCACUCCUCCUCUGUCACUUUUACGUAGAUUCACUUAAAUGGGCGUGGACUGGUAGAUGUCCUGGUGAAUGGAGAAAUGGUCGAUUUUGAUGAAUUAUCCUUUUUGGAAUUCAACGGAGUAUCCGUGCUGAAGUACGUCAACACAUCCAAGUAUUCCGCUAUCUUUCAUUCCGGGAUCUCGGUAACUGUAGAAGGACAAACAGAACUGCUUGGUCUCGUGACGUUAGUUCCGACUAUGUUUAAAGGUACGCUACUUUCUCGGCUCUCAAAAGAAUCCGUUCCCAUUCUUUUAAAAAAGAACAAACAAAAAAUAAACAAAACUAUUUGUCUUUAUCGAUUCCUUUCUUGGGAGAAACUUAAUGGUUUUUUGUUUUGUCUCUGUACUUUUUACAAAGAGAAAGUAAGGUGAAUAAAAUAAAUGAAUAUUAAAAUGAAACUUAACAUUUCACCAGCUUUCAUAUUAAGUAAGUAAGUUUUAGAAAGGAAAAUAAAAUUUGACUCAAUUUAAUGUCAGGUAACACAAGUGGACUUCUAGGUUACUGGGACGACAGUCAAGAAUCGGAAUAUCUUAGACCCGAUGGAACGUUUCUGGAAACGAACUCUAGCCUUGAAGAGAUUCACAGGAAUUUUGGACAGCUAUGUAAGUAUUCUGUCCUCAAAAUUCUCUGAAAUAACUUCUUCACGUCAUUCGCAAAAAAGUCCGUUUUUGCAUCACCAUAGCAUGUAAGUACACCUUAUUCAAAAAUGGCUUGCACUAAAGGACAAAUUUAUUGAAUGGUCUAGAUAUCUUGGUCCGUUCGUCAGCACAAGUCGAUCGGAGGCAUUGUGGGUUAAUUUUCAUAGGAACAAAAGAAUAACUAAAUAUCACAUCAUUUUGGAACGACGCGUAUUUUGUGGAGCAAAAAGCAAUGCAAUGCAGACAAUUCAAAUUUGAUGCAAACGCUGUAUUAAGCUCAGAAAUGUGAAAUGUAGCAGAGGAAAAGCUGCAGAGAACUAAACCUUAAGUAAGACUAAGUGUGGUACUCAUUAUCACCAUUAUCAUCAUCAUCAUCAUCAUCAUCAUCAAAGUCAUUGUCGUCGUUAUCAUCGUCAUCACCAAACGUCAUCAUCAUUAUCAUCAUCAUCAUCAUCAACGUCAACAUUAUCGAUCAUCAUUGUAAUCAAUUCACUUGACGAUAAACCAGGUUAUUUAUUAUAAGGCAUGCAUCCUGAACGCUGGUGUGGACCUCCGUAUAGGGCUCCUUAUGGUACCCUUCAUUGUAAUCACACUGGCGUUUGCAUUUCUUAGAUAAGUCACUUCGAGCGUUGGGUUAAACAGAGGAUUAUGUGUGAGAGAGUAAUAUGCAAAACUGAGAAUUUGUUACUUCAUCUCUUAAGGGGCUUUUUUUUUGAAGGGGUGACGACAGAAGACGAAUCCCUGUUUACCUAUCAACAAGGCAAAAACCAUGGAAGUUAUUUCCACCCUGACUACACGCCGAUAUUUCCGGACAGUCAAGAACUGGUUUUUGAAGACAAAUCUCUGGAAGAAGAGGCCAAAGAGGUUUGCGGGGACAGUGAGCAGUGCAUGUUUGAUAUUUACACAACUAAGAAGGUGACGAUUGGAAAGGCCAGUAAAGAAACUGUGGAGCAGUUUGUCGCUGUUAUCAAUGAUACUGUUAAACCAGGUAGGGCAUAUUGAAUGUUUUACGAUAAUAGACCCGCCAUUCCAUUUUUUUUUUCAAAUUUUUACAUAAAUCAGUUGCCUAAAAUCCGUCCACACCGCUGAAAAAAUGCGCCUUAAAAGUAGUAACGUUGCCGAGUUUGAGAGUGAUCUGUUGAACUCUUACGAAGAUUUAACCCCGCAAAGUCACGAAAUUUUACAAACUUUUGUAUGAUAUAAAGUUGACCCUAACUCGACGGUUCAAAACGCGACUUUGCGAAGGUUUAUCGUCGCUCGCUUUAAAUUUUCAGUAAUACUUUCAUGCAAACUUGGCAAGUUUACUAAUUUAGAGACACUCCGAAUCUGGCAGUGGUUAUAGAUAUUCCUUAACUGGUCCCUAUCAGAAGUUGAAAAAAUCGUGGAAGGGUCUGUUCUGGGACCUCUGAGCACAUCAUAGGCGCCGGCUGACUUAACCAGAAGCGAGAUUUUAAAUGUUUAUUUUAUCACUUAGAACCCCAAUUAAGGAGGUAGGAAUUAUAUAAAAACACUCACUUUCGGAGAUUCGUUUUGUGGCUUCGUCAAGAUUGUACUUUAAACAUCUUUUACAUCUACUCACUCCCUUUUGUUUAAAAUGCUGCCAGUUAGCCUUUGUUGCUUGCAAUUAAUGAUAAUAUAUUUUCUUCUCACUAUGGUUAUUCGCUGGUCAGUCAACACAUGUAAACCAUGUUUCGCUUUUAAUUACAUCCAAUCAUAAUGUCGAUCCUUUACGCGAACUCAAUUAGAUGCUGCCUUAAGAGCAACCUAACAAAACUUGUCCUGUUUUGCCUCGAGAUGCGCAAAUCAAAAGACCGGCACAAACACCGAAACCCUUUUUCGCACUACAAAGUCUGUAAAGAAUCAAGUAACGUUGUUCCUUUCUUAGCUUGCGUGCCUUUGGACUCUGAACUCACAAAUGGCAUUGUACUGAGAAAUGACACUGAGAAUGGCAUUGAUUACAAAUUUACCUGCAAUAGAGGAUUCGUCAUGAACGGAUCGAAUCACGUGACUUGCAAAGACGGUGUCUACAAUGGAACAACCCCAAACUGCCUUCCGAAAGGUAAGAAAUAUUUCCACUUCUAUCGAUUGGACGAAUUCAACAACCCUACCGCUCGUAGAAAUUGCGUCCAAUUUGUGGCUUUCAGGUAAAAAGAAACGGUGCCUAGGGGAUCCAGUCGUUAGAAUAUACCGCAACUGAGAAUAGAGAAUUUUAGCUUAUGUCUACGGCAAAGAGCAAACUUAAGUAAACAGUUAGUCCUAAAAAAAAUCUGGACAGUUACUCUUAUGGGUGAACACUGCAUGAAACUUCUUAUUUUUGAGUAGAUGUAAUGAGCUGUAACUGAAAAGUUAACAGAAAACUUGGUCACGUGGUUCAGUUGACGUAAACGUGAUUCUAGAUCUCUCCCUUUUCCCUUUCGAGCUUUUCUCCCCCUCCCCUCCCCUCCCCUCCCCUCCCGUUUGGGCUUCUGUCACGCAAGCUAUCGAAAAUAACUCAACAACAAUAUCAACAAUAACAGCGACAACAGCAAAAACUCAUACUAAAUGCCGACGUGUGAUUUUUUUUCUUACGCAGAGUGUUCCCCUUUUGAGUACGGCAACCCGACAAAUGGUCGCGUCGAAGGAAAUGGUCGUGUUUAUCGUUCAACCUAUCGCUUCAUCUGUAAUCAUGGUUACGUCCUAUUUGGUCAUGAUACCAUCACCUGCAUAGAAAACGGAACCUGGAAUGGGACAUCGCCAAGGUGCCUGAAAGGUAACAAACUUUGACAGUGUGGGUUGAGUAAGCUAUAUAACGAUUUUGGUGAGAUACGUCUUAGCUAGUCUUGGUUUCAAAACAUUUUUGUGUACAGUAUUGGUAAUUUGCUUUUAAUAUACAGCCAAUUAACACAAACGGACGAAAAUCCAGUCAGCAUGAGCCACGAUAUUGCGAACAAUCGAACCUCCUGUAAGCGACCAACAAAAUUUAUUUGUCAUUUACGAGGGUAGAACCACAGGGAAACUUUUUUGAGUAGAGGCCGCGACAUACUUUUUGAAAGAUAUUUUUUUUGACGCAGUUUCACGUUUUCACUGCAAGUUGUUCGUUAACGAUGAGUAGCGUCGUACAUACAGCGAGCUCAGAGAUCAGAAAGUGACCAGAAAAAGUAGUCGCAGUCUUGUCGCGGUCACUUACGAAAGGUGGUCGUUUUGCGAGCCUCCUCGGAGACCCAGGGGCAGAUAGUGGGGGCGAGGGAAGGUCUAAACUGGCGGGAAAAACCGUCCUUUACUUUUCUUCGCGCCACUUUUUUCCCGCCCGUUUAGACUAACUCUAGCUGCCCCUGGGUCUCCGAGGAUGGUUUGCGAGAGGUCCAACAAUGAAGCUUUCACUGCCAACAUUUUUGUGUUUUGGAUAGAUGGUCGCUUAAAGGAGAGGUGGUCAAACGUGGACGUUUGACUGUAUUAUUACAAACAAUACAGAAUGAUUUUUACGUUAGUAAUCCUAAUAGUUUGUAGUAUGAGCUCUCCAAAGCACAACUACAGCUCUAAUCAUGGGCUACGGCUGUGCACGAUACAUAUUAGUUGUCAAGGGAACUAAUCUGGGUAAGUAUGCUGAUUGUUUCUCGAUAACCGCCGACCCAGAAGUCUCCAAAAGUCCUUUGUUUUUUUUACAGAGUGUCCAGUACUUCCAUCGUCAUUAUCAAAUGGCAUUGUGUACGGUUCAGGCAACGUGGAAGGAGUAGUUUACAGAUUUAGCUGUCACGAUGGUUACGCGCUCGUCGGUUCAGAAAUUCUAUACUGCCGGGAAAAUGGAGACUGGAACGCUAGCGUUCCUUCUUGCUUGAGAGGUUUGUCUUCUUUUCUUUUUUGUUAUGUUGAGUCGAUGCACAGGAGCCUGGAUAAGACUUUUAAACCCUCUAGGGUCUGGAUAUAUGAUACCGUAAAAUUCCGAAAAUAUGCCCCUUUUUUUAAUAAGCUCCUCCAUGCAAGUUUAAGUCCCCUCCGCCUCCGCUAAAUUCGAAACGGAAAAAAGCUUCCAAUAACAAGCACUCUCGUACAGAAGCCCCAUAUCAGAAUCCACAUUUUAGGUUAAGCUCAAAAGUUAGCCUUGUCACUCGUUAGAUGCCCAUGAAAUACAAACUGUCAUCAAGAGCAGGCUGUCAAAGGCCAUUAUGGCUCUUGCUGUCAUAUAUAGGUGGGAUGUUUCUUAGCAUUGCAGACACUAUUUUUGGAUAGCUUUUAUGCUUGAUGGGUUUGUUGUUGUGUUUGAAGCCAAUAUGCCAAUAUCAUCAUCAGCACCAAGUCCCUCGGUAUACAAGCCCCACCGAUUCAAUUUCUGCAAACAAUGCUUAUUGUAUAACUUAUAGUUUCUGUCAACAAAAACUGAUUGAGGGCAAAAUGUUUGCUAUAUUAGUUGAAGCAACACAUUGUCCUUGUAAACUGACCUUUUUCCAUUAUAUGGUUAGUAACAUCAUUAAAUGGUCAGUUUAAAAUGAAAAGACGAAGCUAGAUGACUUUACGGUGAAUAUUUUAAUUGCUUUUAUUUUUUAUCUUCAUUUCAAGAAUGUCCAGCCCUUCCAUUAUCGUUAUCAAAUGGAUUCGUCAGUGGCAGGGGCAAAGUGGAAGGAUCGCAGUACCAUUUUAGUUGCAAGAAAGGAUACUCAUUAGUAGGGGCAGGAACAUUAUACUGCACCGAUCAAGGCAUCUGGAACGGUUCUUUUCCGACCUGUUUCAUCGGUAGGCAGCUUGCUUUUAGCUCUUAUGUUGUUAUUUAAGACUUACUGGGCUCAACUAAAAAUGUUGAGGAUGGAUGAUUGCCAAUAAGCAUUAAUUGAAGACUGUUGCCUCGCUUGGCUGUCACUAAUGGAAUUGUUAGUUGCCAAUCGAUCUCCUUACAGAAAGGUUUUAAUCGUAAAAAGCACUUUACAAGAUUUUAAAGGACUAAAGAAUCCUGUUACUCUAAGAUUGUAAGAGACUGAAAUGAAUUUACAUGGCGAGGAUUUGUCAGUCUAAAUAUUGUAUGGACGUGGGAUGUGGGAUUUGUCCUUACUAACUUAAGCCUCUUUUUUAAAUGAAUAAAUUUAUUAAUUAAUUAAUCUAUUUAUUUAUUAUCUUUAGAAUGCCCAGAAUUACCUUCGUUUAUACCAAACGGCCAAGUUUAUGGCAGCGGUUCGAUACAAGGCUCCCUGUUCAGAUUCAGUUGUUUGGCCGGGUACUCUCUUGUUGGACAGUCUAAAACGUUGCUUUGCAGCGCCGAUGGAAAAUGGAAUGCUAGCGUUCCAAGGUGUCUAAAAGGUAACUUUAAAAAUUCCUGUCAUAAUAGAUCGCCGUUCUCUGAUUCAGCCGUGCAUUUAGUAUCGAGCACGGCGUCCAUGGUGCUAAUACCUGAUGCAAAGGGAACUUUGAAAGUGUCUUAUUUUCCUUUGGUGCAGUUCAUCACUGGGAAUUGUCCAACAGAUCAGAAACACAUCUUUCAAUUAAGUGCUUAACGUAAUUAUCGCUACACUACGCCACGCUUAACACAUUUCUUGUAAAAAUCUCUCGCCAAUCUUUUAAUGUGCGUUUGUUUUGCUUCAUCGUGGGGGAAGAUAACCACAUGUUGCGUGUAGUAUCACAGUCCGAUCUUAUUAUCAUUGCGGUGAUGUUGGUACAUUACUUUUCAGAUUGCCCUCUUCUUCCAUCAUCCAUUCCAAAUGGUGUCAGUAAUGGAACUGGUUCGGUAGAAGGUUGUCACCAUUAUUUUACUUGCGAUGAAGGAUUCUCAUUAGUGGGAAGAAACACGUUGUUCUGUAAUGACGAGGGUAAAUGGAAUGGCUCUGUACCUACCUGUGUGAUAGGUAAGCCGGCAAGGCUGUUAAUUCUUGUUCUAAUUUACAAAAAAGGAUUAGUUCAACGUUUAUUUCGCCCCAUGUAAGGGAAUGCAACACAGUCUUAGAUUCUGGAUUCCUCGCUAUCGAUUCUGGAUUCCAGGUACUGAAUUCCCGGAUUCUUUGUUAGUGGAACAUCAAUCUCGUACCCAGAGUCUUCAGGCUCUUUGGUCAGCCGCUGACCAAAAAGCCUGAAGACUCUGGGUAAGAGAUUGGUGGAACAUGGAUUCCGGAUUCCAAGUAUCGUCCGGAUUCCGGAGUACAGAUCCCCUUACACGGGGCGAUUUAUUAACGGAAACUUCCUGGCAUUCCGCUGGGAUAUCAACUUCAAGAGGUUGACCGUAGUUGUGAUUUUUUUUCCACAGAGUGUCCUAAGCUCCCUUCAGCUAUUGAACAUGGCAUUGUGAAAGGUUCAGGCUACAUUUACGGCUCUCUCUAUAAAUUUAGCUGCCUCAAUGGGUAUUCCAUCGUGGGAGAAGAUAUUCUGUACUGCACAGAGAAAGGCAUGUGGAAUGGGAGUGUUCCUAAAUGUCUCAAAGGUAAAAAGAAAUGAUUCCAUGGUUACAACAAUUAUUCGGGGGAAGAAAUGAAAAGGGCGAACUCCCUUUACAAGUAUUAUCGGGUACAGCUUGAGGCCUGAAACACUAUAUCACAUUCCUUGCGCAAAUGCAAUCAUUACUCUCAUAGAGACCUCCACAAACCGAAUAUAUAUUAAGCGAAUUCCGUGAAUUUCGACAGCGGUGCCCUACUUUUAUUAUAACCAGUGCUACCAUACGUCUGUUGACUGCCAUCCAGAAAUAAAUUUCUAAGUCUAGAUUUGCUUCAUCCCAUGGGCGUAUGUACCUUAAAUUGAUAAAAGUAUUAGAAAAAGUACAAAUGCAGAGAGCGAUUGUCAAUUCGUUGUACAGUGUCGAUUUCAGGGUAGCCUUCCACGCAGACGCGUUGUCAGGACUUUGUCACGCGUUCCUGUUCCUAAAAGAAGCCCUAAGAACGUCUGCGUUGGAGACUAAUUCCAGGUCGCCCAUAAAUCCGCAUUCCGGAUUUCGGGAAAUUUUUACCCGUGGAAUCCGGAAUCCUGCGCUUUGGAAUCCAGAAUACAGCUAAAGAAUUGGAAUCCCACUAGCGGCUGGAAUCCAGAAUCCAAGUUCUACUGACAAAGACUGGAAUCCAGUACCUGGAAUCUGGAAACCAUGUUAUGGAAUCCAGAACCCAAGAUUGUCUUGGAUUCCAUUACAUGGGGCGAUCCAGGGCAGUAGAGCACAAUAACACACACGCAAUGCAGUCAUAGUUUACCUCUAGGAUGGUCUUUUAGGUAUGGUUUAGCAACGAUAAGAUUUGGUGACUUAGUCAAAUAUACUGAAUGUUUUUGUCACAGAAUGUCCCAGCCUUCCUUCAUCUAUAGCACAUGGAUUUGUCAACGGCAGUGGCUAUUUGGAAGGAUCCCAACAUCACUUCACAUGUGGCAGGGGAUAUUCACUUAUUGGUGAUGACACGCUAGUCUGUAGGGAUACCGGUGCUUGGAGUAAUCCUCCUCCCAAAUGUCUUAUAGGUAUAAAAAAAACUUUCGCUCUUCUUUGCUAGACCCAGAGGACCUUGCAAAAGUUCACUUUUUGUCCACAGAAAUGGUGAGGUUUUGGAAACAAUAUUCUAGAAUAUAAAGUAUAAAACAAACCAGGAAAUGCUAUAAAAACAACUCUAUACAUACUAAGUCACUCACAGUUAAUACAUUUGUCUCAAACAAGUUAUGCUUUAAGUUUGUUUCUUCAGAUGAAAAUAAGUGUUGAUUAAGCACAUGGCUUUGCAUUAGCAUGCAAAUUCAUGAGGAAAUAGGAAUAUUAAUAUCAAUAUCCCUGCUACCAUUUAUGUCUUCUAAGAAUGCCCUUCACUUCCUCCGUAUAUAAGACAUGGUUUCGUCAAUGGCACUGGAUCAGUGGAAGGUUCUCUUUAUAGCUUUAACUGCAAGCAAGGAUACUCUCUUGUUGGUAAAAAGAACUUGUACUGCACCGCAGAGGGGGAAUGGAAUGCAAGUAUUCCCAUUUGUUUAAAAGGUAAUUACAAAGUUAUCGUUUUGGAAAUUGAUUCGAUCAUUGCAAUAUACUGAUAAGUAAUUAACAAAUUUUUAAUUCGUCUUUUGACAUACAAAUAAUCAAAAGCUUCGUGUAGUACGCAAUAUUUACUUGUCAGAGUAAUUAAUAAUAGAAAAUAUCUAACAGGUAAUUUUAGCUAAUAAUGCUGAAAAGAACAAUUUCAAUCUUAGUAGAACGAAUGACUGGAUAUCUUCUAAGGAAGGCUGUGAGACACAACUCCUAAUGGCCAGUCCAAAAUCCUCAAAAACAAACUCCACAAAAUAUAUCUAUUUUUAGAUUUUUUUGCAGUUUGCAAACAAACUAGGCACAAGCCAACUGCCCCUCUAUGGACUGUAAAAAGAUAUGAAGAUAACAUAACACUGUAGCACGUUUCGUUUAAAUAAUAACACUGAUCUUACAGUUGUUAAAGACGACAUACAAACCUUACUAGUUGAACGAAAACCUGCAACAAAUUUGACAAGAAUGUAACGUUUUUGUAGAGUGUCCAGAACUUCCUUUGUUGAUAGCCAAUGGUUUCAUCAACGGUUCAGGCGCCAUGCAUGGUUCGCUUUACACUUUCAAGUGUCAAGAUGGUUAUUCACUCGUUGGUCACGAACUCCUGUACUGUACAGAAGAAGGGAAAUGGAAUGCUAGUGUUCCCGUUUGCUUAAAAGGUUAGGUCUGUUCUCUACUUGUUUUUCCAGUCAAUGCCGCUAUCUCGUGAAAAACAUCUUGUUAAACAGCUAACCAGGGUUCGUACAGGUCAUGAAAAACCUGGAAAGUCAUGAAGUUUAAGAAUUUCAUUUUGUAGGCCUUGAAAGUCAUGGAAAGUUGAAGUAAUGUUCGGUAGAUUAAUUACCGCAGAGGUGAAAACAAGGACAAAGUAAGAUAGAGACAGGUAAUUAAACAACUCAAAUGGCAGACAAUUUGGUGGACGUCAACCUUUUCACCUUGUGACGAUGCAAACUCCUCUUUCCUCAGAAUGUCCUAGUCUGCCUUCUUCUAUUAGUCAAGGGUUCAUCAAUGGCUCUGGAUCAGUGGAAGGUUCUCUUUAUAGCUUUAGCUGCGAGUAUGGAUACUCUCUUAUGGGUGAAAAGAACUUGUACUGCACUGCAGAGGGGAGGUGGAAUGCAAGUAUUCCCAUUUGUUUAAAAGGUGCGUAGUAAGGGAUAAUCCCUCUGGAUUUUCUCCCCCAUCACCUCACCACCACCACCACCACCACCACCAAGAAAACGCCUACAUUGUCAUAUUGUGACGAUGCAAACUCCUCUUUCCUCAGAAUGUCCUAGUCUGCCUUCUUCUAUAAGACAAGGGUUCAUCAAUGGCUCUGGAUCAGUGGAAGGUUCUCUUUAUAGCUUUAACUGCAAGCAAGGAUACUCUCUUGUGGGGGAAAAGAACUUGUACUGCACCGGAGAGGGGAAGUGGAAUGCAAGUAUUCCCAUUUGUUUAAAAGGUACUUUACAGAGUCAUCGUUUUGGAAUUUGAUUCGAUCAUUGCAAUACUGAUAAGUAAUUAAUACAUUUCUAAUGCGUCUUUUGACAUAGAAAUAAUCAAACGCUUCGUGUAUUACGCAAUAUUUACUAGUCAGAGUAAUCAAUAAUAGAAAAUAUCUAUAGGUAAUUUUAGCUAAAAGAACAAUUUCAAUCUUAGUAGAACGAAUGACUGGAUAUCUUCUAAGAAAGGCUUAUUCUGCGAGACACAACUCCUAAUGGCCUGUCCAAAAUCCUCAAACAAACUCCACAAACUAUAUCUAUUUUAGAUUUUGUUUGCAGUUUGCAAACAAACCAGGCACAAGCCAACUGCCCCUCUGUGGACUGUAAAAAGAUAUGAAGAUAACAUAACACUGUAGCACGUUUCGUUUAAAUAAUAACUCUGAAAGAUGCGAGAAUCAUUUUACAGUUGUUAAAGACUACAUACAAACUUUACUAGUUGAACGAAAACCUGCAACAAAUUUGACAAGAAUGUAAUGUUUUUGUAGAGUGUCCAGAACUUCCUUCGUUGAUAGCCAAUGGUUUCAUCAACGGUUCAGGCGCCCUGCAUGGUUCGCUGUACACUUUCAAGUGUCAAGAUGGUUAUUCACUCGUUGGUCACGAACUCUUGUACUGUACAGAAGAAGGGAAAUGGAAUGCUAGUGUUCCCGUUUGCUUAAAAGGUUAGGUCUGUUUUCUACUUGUUUUUCAAGUCAACGCCGCUAUCUCGUGAAUAACAUCUUGUUAAACAGCUAAUCAGGGUUGGUACAGGUCAUGGAAAACCUGGAAAGUCAUGAAGUUUAAGAAUUUCAUUUUGUAGGCCUUGAAAGUCAUAGAAUUUAAUUGUCGGUCAUGGAAAGUUGAAGUUAUGUUUGGUAGAUUAGCUACCGCAGAGGUCAAAACAAGGACAAAGUAAGAUAGAUAUAGGUGAUAAGACAACUCAAAUGGGAGACAUUUUGGUGGACAUCAACCUUGUCAAUUGUGACGAUGCAAACUUUUCUUUCCUCAGAAUGUCCUAGUCUGCCUUCUUCUAUAAGUCAAGGGUUCAUCAAUGGCUCUGGAUCAGUGGAAGGUUCUCUUUAUAGCUUUAGCUGCGGGUAUGGAUAUUCUCUUAUGGGUGAAAAGAACUUGUACUGCACUGCAGAGGGGAGGUGGAAUGCAAGUAUUCCCAUUUGUUUGAAAGGUGCGUAGUAAGGGAUAAUCCCUCUGGAUUUUCUCCCCCAUCACCGCACCACCACCAAGAAAUCGCCUACAUUUCCGGCUCGAAUGCAGUUCGUCCUCGUAGACGAGAUAUUUGCGUAUAAAAAGGUUCAUUCGGUUUCCCGCUGUACCGACUACAUGCCCUCUACGUGAAUAUUAUUUUUUGAUGAAAGUUCUCGUGAAAAGAAAAAAAACUCCCCGAAAAAUGCUUCUUUAAUGUCGCGGCUCGUAAGAUCGAUUGUUUUAAUGGGGCUCUGUGUUCCAAUAUACAUACAACCGGAAUAUACAUAAUAAAGGUUAAUAUGCCCUACGUAUGGCAAGAAUGCAUGCCUGCAUCGUUGCGUAUUUCCUGUCUACUCGGCUAAUGAAAUUUCGAUCGUUAAAUCUUUAUCCUCGUUCAAUCCAAAAUCAGAAGCAUGAAACUCAAAAUAUCAAAAAAUUCGAUAGUGGUCCCAAAAAAGGCCUAGAGCUGAUCUUUUUGAAGCUUGCUGAGGACCUGAAACUCUACUAGCUUUUGGCCGCUGUUGAGUGGCUAUGUUAAGUAUAGCCAUUCAAAGAUUUCCAGCAACAGGUGCUUAGUUAUACUAAAAACCGAUCACUCUAUAUCCACAGGCGUCCUUUUUAUUGUCGUAUAUGUUGUGAAAGGUUUUUUUGCCUUUGUGCUGAUUUAAUAGUACUUUCCUUUUACUUCAGAUUGUCCCACCCUUCUUUUAUCUCUGCCAAACUUUGGAAUGGUUACUUUCUUCUUCCUUCAGAUUGUCCCACCCUUCCUUUAUCUUUGCCAAAUGGAAUGGUUAGUGGUACAGGCUCCGUGGAAGGAUCUUAUUACUAUUUCAGUUGCCAAAAGCACUACUCCCUUCUUGGGGCAAACACUUUGUUUUGCAACAAAAAGGGGACGUGGAAUGGUUCUGUUCCCGCAUGUUUUAAAGGUAGGUAAUCGCUAAUUUCAUAACCAGCUGUAAUAACAUUUAAAACACGGCUUACGCACGCGCGUCUUUCUGUUCUGAUAGAGUGCUCUUGAGAAAAUGUUGAGAAAAAAGGAACGUUUAAAAAUUUAAAAUUAAACGCGAUUUUCCAUUUGUAACCGCGCCCUCAAUAGUUCGGCAAAAAUUUUAUAGCAGUGCGCCAUGGCCAAGAAAAUUUGGUCAUCUAUCCAUCCGAGAAGUUUAGUUUUCUCGUAACCAAGGCGCCCUGCUCGUAACCGUACGACUUUCCGUCCGCUACAAGUAAACCAAUGUGGAGUAUAGUAUGCUUCUUAUAUCCUUACCACGCCAUCCAUAUCAAAGUCGUUAAUUAACGCCGUCAAAUAGGGAAUCCAAUGAACUUUUAAUUUAGGCACUGUUUGAAAGAUCUCUUUCCCUGUAUGAGUUGAGUUGUAGAGUUAUCUGUGACCGUUGUUGUCUAGGGAAUGUGUUAAGCUAACAGGGGCAAGAAAGAGCGGGGCGCGCGCGGGAGACACGCGAGCGUCCCGUUCUCCCUUGCGCCCAUAUACAUUACUUCCGUGCGCCAGCUACGCAGGCUAGUGUUGCAGAGGUUUCCACUUUGAUACUAUGUUGUAACAAAACUACUAGAUUGUCCAGAAAUAAACCAGACACUUGAACAUGGACACAUGAAUGGCAGUGGAUCCACUUUUGGGACAACAUAUAGCUUCUAUUGUGAUGAAGGUUAUAAAAUGGAUGGGCAGAGCACUGUAUUCUGUGAUGAGCAAGGUCAAUGGAAUGCUACUAUUCCAGUUUGUUCAAGAGGUAAACAAUUCAGUUCUCUAAUUACCACAAAAACUUAGAACGCACAUCAAGAAAAAAAAAAGCGCAGAAUGGCUAUUGCAGAGCAAAGACACAAAGGCCAUGCAAGGCGAGAUAUUGUUUAUUCCCGCUCUGUUUCCUCAUAUCUCAUGUUAAAUGACUUAGUUAAGGUGACACUUGACGGUUCCAAGAUAAACUGGUAAGCCUGUAGGCCUCUAAGUUUCCCCACCUACAUUAACGACACUUUCCAGAUCGUAUCGGGAUUUGGAAUGUCCCCUUUUGAGAAGAGAGGGAAACCGGAGUACCUGGAGAAAAAUCUCUCAGAGCAGGGAAAACAACCAACAACAAACUCAACCUUCAUAUGGCGUCCAGGCCGGCACUCCAACCCGGACCACUUUGGUGGAAGACAAGUCCUCUCACCACGGCGCCAUCGCUGCUACCCCUAAAAUGUUUAAAUGGUUAUAUGAACGCCGCCCUGCUCCCCAGCUGGUUGUUUUGGUUUUUAGUUUGUUCAUCUUCUAAACUGCGUUAUAUUGGGUGUAUUGCAAAGCUAAGAUUAACCUGCGAUCAGGCGGUCCUUCUUCCCUUUUUGUUUCUCGCUAUCCCCGGAAACAAAAACACCUGAUCGCAAGUUAAGCUAAGAAAUGCUGGAACGCUUUCCAAAUUUUGACAUUGAGAACAAUUUUGCUUUUCUCCAGUGCAUGUAGGAAAAAUAGCAAAGAAAACGGCCUGGUACGUAGUUCCAUUUUCUGCCAUGAGUGGCCUUGUAUUUAUUAUUGUUGCUACCGGAGUUGUGAUCCUUUUGCUGCGUCGAUGGAGAUCAACGAGAAAAGGCGAAGAACCCAUGGAAGGUGAAGAAGUGGCAAUGAACGAACAAGCGAUAACUCCAAGGAAGACUAAAGUGAGGUGGGAAUGUUUGCCAAUCUUAAAAACAUCCAAGGAACCCCCAACAGUGGUGUGA